AUGGAAGAUGACGCCAAUGCCGGAGAUGCGUGGGUCUGCCCUAACGACCGCCAAUUAGCCCUGAGAGCCAAAUUACAUUUUGGGUGGUCGUCGGCUAAAUCGAAACGGAUCGAUAGCAACCCAACGACGGCGACCAAUUGCUGGCCGACCCAGCAGCAGCAGUCGACUGGGCGCCCGGCUGGAAGCACUUCAACCAUCGAACCGCUAACUCAAGAGGAACAGCAAAGGGUUUUUCAAGUCAUCCAAAGGGCCGAAGAGGUUAGCGAGAACGAGCAGCUUAGAGUCGGGGUACGCAACAUCCAGAAGAACGCGGUCGGCGGAGACGGGGCCAACCAGUGCGUUCUCUGCGGUGAUUACGCCAGCGUGUUCCUCUCCUGGUCUCUGACGUCAGCCCGCCAUGUCACUUGCAAAGAUUGUCUAAAGGUAAAAAUGAUUAAAUUGUAA
This is a messenger RNA of Daphnia pulicaria, 444 nucleotides long. Its product is annotated as rab effector Noc2-like. Lineage: Eukaryota; Metazoa; Arthropoda; Branchiopoda; Diplostraca; Daphniidae. The record is from RefSeq and is a predicted model, not a curated record. The transcript is spliced from 4 exons. Bases 1 to 444 code for a protein of 147 amino acids.